ACCGGAAUCAGUGCGUGAUUCCGGGUUUUGUAAACUACCCCGGCUAUAAUUCUUUUCCAUUAGCGAGGUAGAGCAAACAUGUCGAACUUCGAUCUGCUCAGCCGGUUUUCACAGUAUUUAGAUCCGCAUUUAAUGCUGAAACUCUUGGAAUUUGUACAUUCCCAGAAGAUAUUCGAUGAAAAACAAAUACUGCGUGGAAAACUGGAGCUAAUUAAGAAGACUAAGAUGGUAGAUUACGCCAAAAAUCUACACGACAAAAUGUAUCCUUCACAAGAUAUAAGCAAAAGUUUUCAAGAAGAAAGAGAAAGCGUGUUGGAACAACUGGAAAUAUUGGAAUCUCGUGUUGAAAACAUUUCAAAAUUGAUGAAUCUCCCUGAGGUUAUAAACCAAAUUGAAACUGUGCGAGAUGGUAGUCAUUUGUAUGAAUACCUCGUCACUCGUCACGGCAUCAGCGAAAAUAUUACAGAAGACAUGUACAAUUAUGCCAAAUACCAGUUCGAAUGUGGAAACUAUGAAUUCACUAGUCAAUAUCUCUACUUUGUCAGUACCCUACUACCAACUAAUGACAAGCUCUACCUCAAUUCACUGUGGGGUAUCCUGGCUUCUGAAAUUCUUCUAGAAAACUUCGACACGGCUCUCGAAGAAUUAAACAGGUUGAGAGAAUAUAUCGACAACAACGCCUCUUUCUGGCCAGCCUUGCAGACCUUACAGCAGAGAACCUGGUUCGUUCACUGGUCCCUGUUCGUCUUCUUCAAACAUCGAGAUGGUCUGGACCUCGUCAUAGACCUACUUCUUUAUCAACCACCUUAUCUCAAUACGGUACAAACUGUAUGUCCUCAUAUUCUUCGAUACCUAACCACAGCUGUUAUUAUCAACAAGAGUCGCCGAAGAUCGGUUCUCAAGGAUUUGGUCAAAGUGAUCCAACAAGAGAGUUAUUCCUACAGAGACCCCAUCACCGAAUUUAUUGAAUGUCUCUAUGUCAAUUUUGAUUUCGAUGGUGCCCAGCAUAAACUUCUUGAAUGUGAAUCUGUUCUUUGCUACGAUUUCUUCUUGAGCAAUCUCGUAAACGAGUUCAUUGAGAACGCCCGUCUCCUCAUCUUUGAGAUUUUCUGUCGGAUCCACGAAUGCAUCAGCAUCAACAUGCUGUCGCAGAAGCUGAACAUGACACCCGAUGCCGCUGAACAGUGGAUUGUCAAUUUGAUCCGACAUGCCCGACUCGAUGCUAAAAUAGACUCUAAACUAGGUCACGUUGUCAUGGGAACAAAAGCCAUUUCCCCUUACCAGCAAGUAAUCGAGAAAACCAAAAAUUUGAACUCUCGUUCCCACUUCCUUGCACUAAAUAUACAUAAGAAACUAGGAUUAAAAAUCCCGGAAUCCAGUACUCAGUGGGGACAGGAUUAUUAUUAAUAUUUGAGAAAAUGACGGAUACUUAAUAUAUUAUCUACGUAUCUGUCUGUCUAUGUAUCGAUGUAUCUAUCUAUCUAUUUAUAUAUAUAUA
This is a messenger RNA of Octopus sinensis (East Asian common octopus), 1498 nucleotides long. Its product is annotated as eukaryotic translation initiation factor 3 subunit E. The transcript has 2 exons. NCBI's taxonomy places the organism in Eukaryota, Metazoa, Mollusca, Cephalopoda, Octopoda, Octopodidae. Gene Ontology annotation, biological process: translational initiation. Gene Ontology annotation, molecular function: translation initiation factor activity. Gene Ontology annotation, cellular component: eukaryotic translation initiation factor 3 complex; nucleus; cytoplasm. The record is from RefSeq and is a predicted model, not a curated record. Bases 79 to 1407 code for a protein of 442 amino acids.